ACUAGCUCUUAAUCUCAUUCCUGCACUUCUUCAAUUUCGUCUUUUCUUUCCUUUUCACUCCACAACACCCUGAGCCUAUCGCCGACCAACCCACUUCCUUCUACUACUCCUAUGUCUCUUAUGCUUCUGACUGGCUAUAAACAUGUCGUCUAAGUCGAUGUUCUUUUUCCUUUUGGGAGUGACCUUUCUUGCAGUUUUCGGGACAGAGGUGCACUGCUUCUCCUGGAGGCCGCGACCUGCGGAUGUAGGCCGUCAGGUUACACUCCAGCACCCACAACGCAGUAGCGAUAACAUCGCCCUACUCAACGAGCAAUCAGAGAAGAGGUUAUCCAAUGUUUACACUGCCGCACUUCAAGAGCUUCAAGACCUGGAGUCUGAACCUCUCUGUCAUCGCAUCGCUGCACGCCUGCUAGUCAACAACUGUCACCUCCUGGAUGGCCAAGACGACGCCAAGGUCCAUAUUGAUAGCGGGAGAGCAGCUCGCGACUUUGUGGAUUCGUAUGCAGCAAGCCUUGCUAUUUGCGACUUGGAGCGCGGCAGUUUCAGAAUUCCGGUAUCCUGCUCCAAGUUUCGAGAGGCAACCCUGGCGACCCUUUCUGCUUCACCUAUCCCACAACUCCAUGUUUCGACUGUUGAGAUUGAUGAGUGUCUCGAGGGCCUUGCUCAGUCAGAUUCGGCUUGGAAUACAUGGGUGAGCUAUCGUCACAAAGCGUUGAGGUUCUGCGAUGCCGCAAGGGCAGAUCAUCAGAAAGAUGAGAACAUCCUCCUUUAUCAAAGAAUCACUAAGAUUCUAGAGAAACUCACCCGUGAUAUUGAGGCAGACAUGGAGGAGCGAUUCCAUUCGCUCAAUCGAGCAUAUACUGCCGCAAGCCAGUCUGUUGAAGACAUGGGGCCUCAUGUUCGACAUCUCCGUACAGAGAUGGAAAGAGCCAGUCGAAUUCUGCGAGAUGAUUUGGGCCGCGCUGCUCAGGACUCGCGCGAUGUCGUGGAAAGUGGUCUUCAGGAAACGAAAGUGCUCCACGAUCUUUUAGAACUUCUUACACGCUCAGUUCAAGAGAAGACUGCAGACAUCGUUGCAUCACAAAAGGUUGCUCUCCAAACGAGCACAAAGCAGUUAAGCAACGAAGUCGAUAUACUUAUGGCAUUGCUGGGUGCGGCCGUUUCGUCGUCUGUUUCUCUUCAGAAUCAAGUGGAAAUGACAGAAUCUCGGAGUGCAGAUAUCCUGGAGAAGCAGGUCAAAAUCGAAAAAGGUAUGGGGAAACUCGAAGAACUUGCCGAAGACUUGCUGGUCAAGUACGAUAACCAUGAAUCCCGCCUCGACAAGGCCUUUCGAAAGACCGGCCAGGUCCUGGACAUACUUGACGCAACUGCUGCAUCUGCCAGUGGAUUGCGAAGCUCUAUUUUAAGCAGUUUCGGGCUUUCAGGGGUUUGGCCGUACAUUAUUUGCCCUUUUUUGUCACUUGCAAUGGGAUCCUAUGGCCUCCAACCUUCCCUUGUGAGAAACAUAUGGCUCGUCGGGUUUGGUAAGUUUCUGAACUUACCAAAAGACUUUCGCUAAUUGUAUCAGGCGAGUUGAUGGGUAUGGUUGUGUCAAAAGCAGAUUCUUACAAAGAUGCUUUCGGCUUUCCAUCGAUAGUCGAAACCCCUGCUUCAACCUUCAACGGCACGUUCAAUGCCUCCCUCGCGGGGGAGAACAUUCUCAAAAGCGUUUGAUGCUUCGUUUUCGACAGCAUCCCAGUGAAAGUGAAAGAAGAAAGCGGGCUACGUAUGUUGGUUGUUUUGGGAUUCAUUUGAUAACAAGGCAGACAUGGGAUUAUGAACGGGAUGGGUACUUUCAGACUUGGCUCGCAUUUAUCAUAUAUUUUCUUAACUCUCGGGAUUCGGGAUUUGGGAUACGAGCUAGAUCACGCAUGGGAACAUACAGAGGCGCACCAAAAGGUUCCUAUGGAAUUUCGUGGCGCCAGGAGCAUAUCAGUUUGCUUUGAACAUAGGAGUCUUGCCAAUCAAUUUCAUAACCACUGC
Molecule: messenger RNA, 2022 nt
Organism: Fusarium verticillioides 7600
Lineage: Eukaryota; Fungi; Ascomycota; Sordariomycetes; Hypocreales; Nectriaceae
Exons: 6
Coding region: 143-1558 (471 amino acids)
Biological process (GO): karyogamy involved in conjugation with cellular fusion; nuclear membrane fusion involved in karyogamy
Cellular component (GO): endoplasmic reticulum membrane
Source: RefSeq, a predicted model, not a curated record